AUGAUUAUCACACCCCCUUAUUUGGAGCAGAUCACCAAAGUGAUCGAGCUUCACGAACAGAUGCACCAACGUUGCGGAGUCGUGAUUGUCGGUCCCUCUGGUUGUGGCAAAUCCACUCUACUACGCCUUCUGCGCGGCGGCCUUACUCGACUGGGUCAGGGUCCCACCGUCGUGUUCGCCUUCAACCCAAAGUCAAUGCCUCGGACGCACUUGCUUGGGCGUGUCGAUGUAGACACGCGAGAGUGGACCGACGGUGUGUUGACGCAUGCGGCGAGAAGUCUGGCUCGACUGGGACCAGGCAAGUGGGAAUGA
This is a messenger RNA of Protopolystoma xenopodis, 312 nucleotides long. NCBI's taxonomy places the organism in Eukaryota, Metazoa, Platyhelminthes, Monogenea, Polystomatidea, Polystomatidae. The record is from the annotation of a GenBank genome assembly.